AUGGCCGAGGCAAUUGUUUCCACGAUCUUGGAGCAGCUGACUGCACUCACGAUUGACAAAGCAAGCGAAGCGUGGAGGCUGGUGAGAGGUGUUAAGAAAGAGGUCAAAAGGCUUGAGAGCAAUUUCAAAGCAAUCCAGUACGAGAUUGAAGAUGCGGAGGAAAAACAAUACGUGGACAGAAGUCUGAAACAUUGGUUAGAAAGGUUCAAACAAGUUUCUUAUGACAUGGAAGAUGUAUUAGACGACUCGAAAACUGCUGUCGAGGAGUUGCAAAAAGCAGAUCAUGGAGUUGAAACCAGUACUACUUCUGUUCCGAAGUGGAUGGCACGUCCCUUUGUUUCAUGCUUUUCCUUUGGCUCUAAAGUCGUUAGACGUCAUGAUAUCGCCACCAGAAUAAAAGAUAUCAAUGGAGAGCUUGACCAGAUUGUUAAAACAAAGAUAAGUUUGAAUUGGUAA
Messenger RNA from Durio zibethinus, 456 nucleotides. The record is from RefSeq and is a predicted model, not a curated record. Lineage: Eukaryota; Viridiplantae; Streptophyta; Magnoliopsida; Malvales; Malvaceae.